Cornus florida is the source of this 3688-nucleotide messenger RNA. RefSeq names its product probable LRR receptor-like serine/threonine-protein kinase At3g47570. Lineage: Eukaryota; Viridiplantae; Streptophyta; Magnoliopsida; Cornales; Cornaceae. Gene Ontology annotation, biological process: protein phosphorylation. The record is from RefSeq and is a predicted model, not a curated record. The transcript has 2 exons. Gene Ontology annotation, molecular function: protein kinase activity; ATP binding; protein binding. The coding region runs from base 360 to 3464 and encodes 1034 amino acids.
AUAUUAGACUAAAAUUAGUUGACUAUUUUUAGCUACGGACACACACAGAUAUGUCCAAGGUCAUCACUGUCAACUUGUUCAUAUCACGAUCAUUUGGAGGUCUAAUAUGAAUUCAUUUUGUAGGAGACGUGAUGUGAAUUCAUUUGGUCCAGGCACGUGGAUGUUAAAAAAACCAUUCAUUAUUAGUGAGGGGAAUGUAGUUGAUUUGGAUGCAUUAAGAGGCAGCUCAUUUUUCUUGUCUAUAUAUUGUUUAUUGUUCAAAUGAUUCUAAAAACACAUAGCCUUUAGUAUCUUACUUUUGAUUCCUGAAUCCUUAAUUGAAACCUACAAUAGAGCAAAAAAUAAAUUCUUCAAGUUAAAUGGGGCUUCCAGGCUUGUGCCUGAGCAUAUUAUGGUCACUUCACAAUGUUCACAUUCAUUUUACCCUUGUAUGCUGCUUAAGCAUGCUGAUUUCAGGCUUUCGUGCCACUUUAGCUGCCUCCAGUCUAAUAGGGCCUGACACGGAUCGACUUUCAUUGCUUGCCCUGAAGGCAAAAAUAGUUGAGGAUCCUCUCCAGGCUAUGACCUCCUGGAAUGAAUCAAUCCACUUCUGCCAGUGGCAAGGUGUUACAUGUGGUCACCUCCAUCAGAGGGUCACCGCAUUAGACCUACAGUCCCAGAAACUGGUAGGGUCCAUAUCACCAUACAUUGGUAAUCUGAGCUUUCUAAGAGUAUUACAGCUCCAGAGCAAUAGCUUCAGUCAUGAGAUUCCCCCAGAAAUUGGCCGUUUGCAAAGAUUGCAGAAUUUGAGCCUGAACGAUAACUCAAUUGGUGGAAAAAUUCCUGCCAAUAUAUCUGGGUGCUCUAACCUCAUUUUCUUGAAUAUUUCUUACAACAAACUUGCAGGAGAAGUUCCUGUAGAGUUUGGCUCCUUGUCAAAGCUCCGGACUGUAAUUAUUCAUGAUAACAGUUUGACAGGAAGCCUCUCUCCUUUUGGGAAUUUAUCAUCUCUUGAAUCACUUUCUGCAGCAGAAAACAAAUUUUCUGGGACUAUUCCUGACAGCUUGGGACAAUUGAAAAAUCUUCAAUAUCUUGCACUUGGUAUAAAUAGGUUGUCUGGUACCAUCCCUCCUUCAAUCUUCAAUUUCUCUUCUAUUACAAUGCUUGAUGUGACUACUAACCAAAUCCAGGGGAGCCUUCCUAGGGACUUGGGCAUCACACUUCCAAAUCUCCAGUCCCUCAAUAUUGGUGAUAACCUGUUUACCGGAUCCAUUCCAGCUUCAAUAUCGAAUGCGUCAGAUCUCCAAUCCCUCAUAUUGGUGCAAAACAAUCUUACUGGUAAAGUUCCUAAUUUGGACAAGCUGCAUAAACUUGAGUGGUUAAGCAUUUCAGACAACCAUCUAGGAAGUGGUGAAGCUGAUGACUUGAGCUUUCUUUCUUCUUUGAUCAAUGCCACAAAUUUGCAGGUAUUGGCUGUGAAUAUGAACAAUUUUGGAGGGAUGUUGCCAGAUUCAAUUGGUAAUCUCUCAGCCGGAAUUUCAGUAUUAUAUGUAGAUAACAAUCUGAUAUAUGGAAGCAUCCCAGCUGGGAUAGGGAAUAUUGUCAACUUGGAGAGUUUAUAUAUGCAGGUUAACCAAUUCACAGGUAACAUUCCUCCUGAUAUUGGAAAGCUUCAAAAGCUACAAGAAUUGAAUCUCAUCAAGAACAGAUUAUCAGGAAACAUCCCGUCCUCCCUAGGAAAUCUGAGUUUGUUAAACAGACUCAUUUUAGGACGUAAUAAUCUGGAGGGCAGCAUCCCUCCAAGUCUGGGGAACUGCAAAAAUUUGAAGUUGUUGUUUCUUGCUGAAAACAACCUUAGUGGUACCAUACCCCAGCAAGUUAUAGGUCUCUCAUCCUUGUCUAUAUCUGUAAACCUAUAUCAAAAUCAAUUGACUGGUUCCCUGCCCAUGGCAGUUGGGAAUUUGAGAAAUCUCGGCAAAUUGGAUAUUUCUGACAAUAUGCUAUCCGGUGAAAUUCCUUCCACUAUUGGUAGCUGUGUAAGUCUGGAAACUCUAUCUAUGAGGGGCAACUUUUUCAGAGGGACUAUUCCUUCUUUGACUUCUUUGAGAGGUAUGCAAGUGUUAGAUCUUUCGCAUAACAAUUUGUCUGGCGAAAUUCCAAAGUACUUGGAGGGCUUUGAAGGUUUACAAAGUUUGAAUCUAUCUUUCAAUGAUUUUGAGGGUGCAGUACCAGAACAGGGCAUAUUUAAUAAUGCAAGUGCAAUAUUGGUUGCGGGGAACAGUAAGCUUUGUGGUGGUUUACCUGAAUUACAGCUGCCUGAAUGCAACUUCAAAGGAUCUAAAAAGAAGAGAUCGACUCUUACCACAAAACUAGCAAUCUCUCUAUCUUGUGCGCUUGUAGGACUAACUUCCAUUGUGUGUUUUUUGUAUAUUUGUUGGGUUAGAAGGGCGAAAAACAGAAAUAAUCCUUCUUCAGGAUCAUUAGAAAAUUCGCUCUUUACAGUGUCCUAUCGAAGUCUCGUGAAAGCUACUGAUGGGUUCUCUCCAACCAAUUUAAUUGGUGUGGGCAGUUUUGGGUCCGUGUACAAAGGAACUCUUGAACAUGAUGGAACAAUCAUAGCUGUGAAGGUAUUUAACCUUUUGCGUCGAGGAGCUUCCAAGAGUUUCAUAGCAGAGUGCGAGGCCUUGAAGAACAUCAGACAUCGGAAUCUUGUCAAGGUGCUAACUGCUUGUUCAGGAACAGAUUUUCAAGGAAAUGAUUUCAAGGCCUUGGUUUAUGAGUUCAUGGUUAAUGGAAGUCUCGAGGAGUGGUUGCAUCCAAACCAAAGAGAAGGUCCGGAAAUUGAUGAGCCUAGGAAGUUAAACCUUCUUCAGAGAUUAAAUAUUGCCAUUGAUGUUGCUUGUGCAUUGGAUUAUCUUCACAAUCAGUGUCAAACACCAAUAGUACACUGCGAUCUCAAGCCGAGCAAUGUUCUUCUGGACACUGAAAUGACCGGGCACGUUGGUGACUUUGGGUUAGCAAGAUUCCUUCCAGAAGCCAUCCAUAGCUUCUCCACAAGCUCUAUUGGAGUGAGGGGAACUAUUGGUUAUACUGCUCCUGAGUAUGGUAUGGGAAGUGAGGUGUCGAUAUCUGGUGAUGUAUACAGCUUUGGCAUCCUCCUGCUGGAAAUGUUCACCGGAAAGAGACCCACCGAUGACUUUUUCCAAGAUAGUUUAAACCUUCAUACCUUUGUAAAAGCAGAUUUGCACGACAGACUGUCUGAGAUCGCAGAUCCAUUUCUGCUUCAGGAAAGAGGAGAAGAGGAGAUGAGCACGGAAAGUAGAAAACGCCAAAAGGAUCAGGAGUGCUUGAUUGCCAUAUUUGAAAUCGGAGUUUCUUGUUCUGCAGAAUUCCCAAGAGGACGAAUGAAAAUUAAUGAUGUUGCAGCUGAAUUGCAUUCCAUCAGGGACAAUCUUCUUGGAACUUGUAUACAUGGAAAGAGAUGAAUUAUGUUAUAGAGGUAAUAUUUUUGUAUUUAUGACCAGUUCGUGUAUAAACUUGUAUAUAGUUUGUAAUCUCAACAUAUCUGCACCGGAUCAGCAAAUUCUGUGUUCCACGUCAGGUGAAAACUUUUCUUAUUAUUAGUAUUUUAAAUUUGAUAAAUAGAAUAGGUUUUUUUUUUUUUUUUGGAAAUUGAAUAAACUUGUUAUCUUCUAUAGAUAAUUUGGAA